Messenger RNA from Babesia bigemina, 2295 nucleotides. RefSeq lists its product as hypothetical. Gene Ontology annotation, molecular function: GTP binding; GTPase activity. Bases 1 to 2295 code for a protein of 764 amino acids. Gene Ontology annotation, cellular component: mitochondrion. The transcript has 3 exons. NCBI's taxonomy places the organism in Eukaryota, Apicomplexa, Aconoidasida, Piroplasmida, Babesiidae. The record is from RefSeq and is a predicted model, not a curated record.
AUGCUAUCUCCCGCGAGGUUCGCGGGCCACGAGCAACACAAGAUCGUGCCGCCUAAAAACGCAGGCGUUGUUUUCGACAGCCGGGCGGCACCCAUCCGUUUCGCGUUGCCGUUCAAGCCUUGGAUCUUCAUAUGUUUCGCCGGAUUCUCGGGGGCCAUGUGCGGUAGCCUCUUCUUUAGGAAGUGCGUGUUGCGGAAGAACCCACCGAAUCCUAAUAAUCUCUGCAGCCCCCGAGAGACCCCAACGAAAGACCACCUGAGCAACAUCCACACACGCCGGAUGAGUAGUCGACGCUGCGCAUUAUUGUUACUGAUUCUACUGCUGAGGUUCACGGACUGCAUCCGCCGAGGUCAGCGAUUCGACGCGGCGUUCGUGAGGCUGACAUUGCUCACCGCCAAGACAAACGCACACGACUAUUUAAGUAAUGAUGACCAUCGUAAAAGGACCACUUUUGGAGAUGAAACAACGGGCAUCUUCAACCGCCAAAACAGCGUAACAUCUGCGUUGCGCAGCUCGUGCAUUCGCGCAGAUGGAGGAAAGUCCGAUCUGGAAGCACAAAUUGGUGAUGGAAACGAUGCCUUUCUGGAUAUUAGUGUAGACGGCAGCCUUAGUGUACCUGACGGUACCUCAGACUGCGGAACUCGAAACUCCGGCGACGACUAUGGCGACGGCAACGGAGAUGUCGUUACUGCAGACGACAGCUCAAAGCGUAUAAUGAUACCCUACACUGUGAACUACCCGGUGAACCACGAGGACCUCAGAGAACUCAACGCUGAUGAACGUCCUGAGAAGGCAAAAGAAAAACUGGACCAGUUGGGGUUCUUCCAGGCGCUUGACAAGGGCCAGGAGGUUGCCAACACACAGCGACCCGCUCCACAGGAAGCCACUGACAGCUAUUCGUUAACGAUGUCUACUCUCGAACCCGACAGUAAGGUCUGGGAGUGUAUGAAGACGACCUCAAUGGCGCAACAAAUCGGCACGAAGCAGGCCUCCAAGGAUGCAGUUACAUUCCAGUGUCCGAGCAGAAUGGACUACGAAAGCCUACGCGACCAGUGGAUUGUCGGUAGGGCACGAAUACACUGGUUCCCGCGGUACUUCGGCAAGAGCCUGGGUGAGCUCUCGGAACAUAUCAAGAUGUGCGACGUCAUUCUAGACGUCCGAGACGCACGGAUACCGUAUGUGGCAGAUUCUGACUUUCUGCUCAACGUUUACAACAACAUGUUCACGCACAAGCCUAAGGUGCUCGUGUUCACGCACGCUGAUCUCGCAGCAAUCAAGGGGAGUGAGGAAUGGGGCACCUAUUACCGCAUUAAGAACUUCUGGGAUGCGCAGCAGUUUAACCGGAACAUACCAGAACAAAAUCGCAAACCCGUCACGCCGGUAAUAUUCGUCGACGCCAAAAACGGCAUAUCGUGCAUUGUAAGGCUCAAGAAGCUGAUUUACAAGUUGUGCCAAAGGGUCAACCAGCGACGCGCCAGGAGAGGCCUAGCGGCCAGACCGCUGCGAGCGAUCGCCCUGGGAAUGCCCAACGUAGGGAAAAGCGCCCUCAUUAACCGACUGCUGGGACGGCACAAAGCCAGGAGUUUCAACGCUGCUGGAGUCACCAGGGAUAUUAGGCUGGUUAGGCUCCACCCGCAAGAAUACAGGGAAGCCGCACACAAGAUUAUAGACGUCAUAGACACGCCGGGGGUUCUCCCUGCGAAUCUCUACAACAUGGCCUUCGGACCAGCAAAGGGUAAAAGCGACCGAAAGCGCAACCGCCUUCUUGGCAGUAUGUACUUUAAUUUGCCGCAAACAUAUGUGCAUGGAGGGCAUAGCAAGACAGGAAUCGAUGCGAAACAGGCGCCCCUUGAACGCAACGUGUGGCUCAUCGCUGCCGCGAACCAGAUUGUCGAGGGGGCGUACGACAACGACCAGGCUGCGGAGAAUCUGCUGGAGCAGGCGCUGGAGGUUUACAAACGCAAGCGUUCCUAUGUGGAAUUGCCCAGGAUACUGAAGCGAAUAGGACUCGAUUACACGCCGAGCAUUCUGGAGAUGCACCCAGCGGAUUUCAGCCACGAAUGCCUCCAAACAGCCAGCCAUAAACACCACGGCGGUGAUGUUAAUGCCGCUGCCAGCCGCAUUCUAGCUGACUUCCGACGUGGCUACUACGGCAGGAUAACGCUUCAGACACCGCCGUCUGAGAUCCCGAAUCGACGACGCACAUAUCCAGAGGAAACGUCAGAGGGUCAUACGGAGGCUUCUUCGAGGCCCGCAAAACGCGAAUACGCUCCUGGUAUAUAUGAGGGCUGGUAG